AUGAGUAAAAAAUAUGAACAUUUAUUUAAAUUUAUUUUUGUAGGUGAUAGUGGAGUUGGUAAAUCAAGUAUUUUAUUAAGAUUUACAGAGGAUACAUUUACAGAAAGUUAUAUAUCAACAAUUGGAGUUGAUUUUAAAAUAAAGACAGUUUAUAUUGAAGGUAAAGCAAUAAAACUUCAAAUUUGGGAUACUGCUGGACAAGAACGAUUUAGAGUUCAUAAUAAUUCUCAAUAUAGAGGUUGUCAUGCAGUUAUGGUGGUUUAUGAUGUUACUGAUCAAAGAUCAUUUGAAAAUGUUGCAAAAUGGAUACAAGAAAUCGAAAGAUAUGCAAGAGAUAAUGUCAUUAAAAUGAUAAUUGGAAAUAAAAGUGAUAUGAUCUCACAAAAAGUGGUUGACCCUUUUUUGGCUCAAGAAUUUGCUGAUUCCCUUGAUAUUACAUUCAAAGAAACUAGUGCAAAACAAGCAAUUAACAUUGAAGAUGCUUUUAUAUCUUUAGUUAAACUUUGUAUAGAUAGAAUUGAAGAGUUUAAACCAUCUUCAACUUCUUCUUCAACUAUAAUUUUAAAAAAACCUCAAUCCCAAAAAAGUAAUUGUAUAAUAAAUUAA
Molecule: messenger RNA, 606 nt
Organism: Dictyostelium discoideum AX4
Lineage: Eukaryota; Evosea; Eumycetozoa; Dictyosteliales; Dictyosteliaceae
Gene: rabA
Product: Rab GTPase
Exons: 3
Coding region: 1-606 (201 amino acids)
Cellular component (GO): plasma membrane
Molecular function (GO): GTPase activity; GTP binding
Source: RefSeq, a predicted model, not a curated record